UAUUUUAGAACUCAAUAAAAUUCGAAAGUUUCAGUACGUAUUUAAAAAAUGACACGAGUUAUAAAAGUUCUUUAUUUAAAUAUAUUAAUUAUAUUUUGUACCAUAACAUCCAUAAAAGCUGACUGCAAAAUACAUCUUCCGGCAGACAUAUCAAUAAGACCAAGGGUCUAUAAAUAUGUGGGCUCAAAGCUGAUAAAUGUAAAAAAAAACUAUAUAAUUUUGCAUCACAAUCAAGAAAUUGAAGCAAAUUGUGAUCUUGAAUUCGAAAACUUCGCAACAAAUCAACUUUUCGUCAAGUGUAUGAACUCGAUACAAACCAAAACGAAUAAAAAGCAUUCGUAUAGUAUCUACAAUUAUGAAAGUGCUAUAAAUUUAAGGUGCUCCACAAUAAAAUGGAAAUUAUAUGAAUCGUCGGAGAAAUUCACAUGGUGUCCAUUUUAUUUGACAUCAUAUUUUGUGGGUCGACCUAGUGUUUUUAAUAGUUAUAUUUUUUUGGCUGGAAUUUGUUAUAAUACCUAUGAUCAGUCCCUUUCAUCAGUUUAUUAUACACUGGCACCAAAACAUUCUGUUUAUAUGAAACCAUCUAACUUGAAGAAUUCGAGCACACCACCUCUUUUAGAAAUACAAUAUAUAGAUGAAUCUUUUGGUCCAAAUAACAUCACAAAAGACGAUUUCGUUAAUGAACAGUUCCAAAACAUGUUCACCUACACAAACUAUGGCUACAGUUCCAUAAUACAAAUGCCUAAACUUAAUUCUACAUUUAAUCAGCAGUUCUCGUCUCUACUUGAAUUUUUAUGGUGGCCAAAUUUGCGUCUUAACAAUUGGCGACGUUAUGAAGCUGCUCUCGAAAAGCAUGUUGAAGGUGAUAAACAAGCAUAUGACAUCGUAGCGGGAAUAUCUGGCGUCAUGGAAGCACCCUUUACUGAGAACUGUCAAACGAAUUACACCAUGGAAGAAGUCAUCAUUAAAACUGACAGCACAAUACCAUUGUAUGUUUGGAAUUAUUUGCAGGCCAGUGACAAUAGCACCAAUGAAAUUGUCAUUAUUGGUAUAAAUUCACCAUUUAAUGAAUUUUAUGCGGAAAAGGAUAUAAUCUUUUGUCCAGACAUAUGUCACGAAAUUCCUUGGUUGAAAGAAAUCAGCUCUACUUUUCGUUAUAAUGUAAUGGGUAUUAUAUUUUGCUGUAAUGUUGAAGAUGUUAAAACCUCAAAACGUUUAAAUGGUUUUCCUAACACGGACUUAAAAUCAAAACCAGUUGAAACAUUAGAUUCCGGAAAUAAUUUAAAUACUUCCCUUGAAACUGAUUUGAAAGCAAAUCCAACAGAAACAGUAGAUAAUGAAAAUAACUUCUUUGAAAAUGAAGAAGAAGAAGAAGAAGAGGAUUAUUAAUAAAAUAAUAAAAAAGGAAUUAACUUUGUAUUUUAAAAUUGUAAGUGAAAUAAUAACUAUAUAAGUGGGAUUUCAUGUCCCAGAGAACCAA
Molecule: messenger RNA, 1480 nt
Organism: Lucilia cuprina (Australian sheep blowfly)
Lineage: Eukaryota; Metazoa; Arthropoda; Insecta; Diptera; Calliphoridae
Exons: 5
Coding region: 49-1389 (446 amino acids)
Source: RefSeq, a predicted model, not a curated record